Molecule: messenger RNA, 2468 nt
Organism: Anastrepha ludens (Mexican fruit fly)
Lineage: Eukaryota; Metazoa; Arthropoda; Insecta; Diptera; Tephritidae
Product: activity-regulated cytoskeleton associated protein 1-like
Exons: 1
Coding region: 216-944 (242 amino acids)
Source: RefSeq, a predicted model, not a curated record
CCACUGCGAGCUUAACAUAGAUGUUUUCUCUCUGUUUCUGUAACUACAAAAGCCGCUAGGCUGCAAAAUCAAAGGCAGUCACUCACAACCACAGCCAGUGAUUAAUACUUGGCCACGAAGGCAUUCGCUAUCACCAAUAGACUUUGACCUCAGCUAGCAACAACAAACAUUCCAGUGAAUACAACACAAACAAACGAACAGCUAUAUUUAACAAAAUGGAACAAAAUCAAAAUAUCGUUCAAAUGACCAACGAUCAACUGCAGUCACUAUUAGAGUCGGUACGUUUAGCCGCCAUGGCAGGCGCUCCAGCCAACAUCCAAGCCAAAGGCAGCUUUAGCAACUGUAGCAGCUGCUUUGGUGGUCAGCGCGACCAUGAGAUCGUCGAGGAGUUCAUCACCUCCAUUGUUACCUACAAAGAAAUCGAGUCGAUCAGCGAUGAAGACGCACUUAAGGGACUAUCUUUACUGUUCUAUGGUCUGGCGUCCACUUGGUGGCAAGGCGUGCGCAGAGAAGCGAAAACUUGGAAAGAAGCCAUUGCAUUGAUUCGCGACCACUUUUCGCCCACCAAACCCGCCUACCAGAUUUACAUGGAGAUCUUCGAAAAGAAACAGGACGACCGUACUGCUAUUGAUACGUUCAUCUGCCAUAAGCGCGCUUUACUUGCUCAACUGCCAGAGGGACGUCACGACGAGGAAACCGAAUUGGAUUUGGUCUAUGGUCUGCUGAACAUCAAGUAUCGUAAGAACAUUCUACGCCAAGACAUUAAGACGUUCCGCGAAUUACUUGAGAAGUGCCGUAUUAUCGAAAGCAAUGACUUGGAAUCAGAGGAAGUUCCACCGGUUCCAGUGCGUGAUUUCAAACGUCCUAAACGCUGUACAUAUUGUAACUUCCGAGGUCACACAUUCGAAGAGUGUCGAAAGCGCAAAAUUGCGACUGAUCAAUAAAUACAACCAAACUUCGCACUGCAACAGCUUCCUAACCAGGUAUUCCUGGAACCACCUACGUACGAUAACUACCAUAUACACACACAACAACAAACAAUGGACAAUGACAUCAUCACUUAGUGACGUCUCAAUCUGAGCAGCUUACGCCGGUACCGUAUUACUGAAGCAAAACUUUCGCUCUCUCCAACGAAGCGGAGAAACAGCGCCCAACGGUGUUGAUUUGUUGAUGAAUAGCGGCAACAACAGCAACAAAACUAUUUAGACUUAGUAUUAGUAUAUAAAUUCACAUAUACAUUCAUAGAAAUAAUUAUUGUGAGUUUGAGUUGUUCUUUGCCCCUACAAAACUAUUGGAAAUUUUAUGUGGAAGGGGAAAGUUUUCUAUGCACUUUAGCGGUGCUUUGAUUGCUUUGUCUUAAAUGCGUUAUUAUUUCCAAUAGAGAUGUACGGAGUGAAGGCAUCUUGGAUUCACGAAUGUCUUUCAUCCAACCGCAAACGCGAGUUUACGCUGUGUCAAACACGGCUCCAGAUGGCUACGAACGCCAGCAAUGGAGUUCCUUCAUAGCCGAACAGUAUUUAUAUCUCGAGCCACAAUUCGAACCAGCCAUACUUCAACAAUAUUGGUGACAAUUUGCUUUAUCUCAGAUUUCGUACAAUGAUCAAGUUUUUUUUUUAAUCGGAAGUUGUAGUGAUCUUAUUCUAUACUAGCCAUGAGGUUGGACACUUGUGAGCAUAUCAUAGUAGCUAGCAUCUCUGCGGACAUUCCGGUGGCUCAAUAUGAACCUACAAGUCUCACCUUUGGGAUACAAUAGAAAGUGACGACUAACUUUCGGUCGAAGAAAAACGUUUGAUUUAUUGUGUGAGUUGUUGGGAUCCGAAGCAGAUUGCUCCCUUUAUGAAGAUGACUGAGGAGAUGAGUACUCGAAACAUCGCUGCAUUUGCCUGUUGGUGACAGUGGUUAAAUAGGCAUUCAGUGAGAGUUUGUGGUGUGACAAAACCGAAACUCACUUGCAAGUUUUUUUUAAACGUUUUAAUACUUUUAUAUUUACAUUUUUGUAAUGAUAUCGAAAAAUUGUACAACAAUGGGAUCGAGAUCGUCAUUCGCCAACUGAUUUGCACUCCUUCAUUUACUCAACUCUACGGCUUAGAUUCGCCGCUCAUUUCGCCUCCGGAAAUGUUCCGAUAGUCUUGGCUCUCUCAAAGAGACACAGAAAUUUUUCGUGUUGCAGUUUUCAGUUUAUUCAGAUUAUUCACUAGUGUGAUUUACCGAAAGCAUUAAAAUCUGGAGGAACUGAUCCGUAUUUCGGUUCAAAUGCGGUUGGUAGUAUCACCAGCUAAAGGUUUAGCGAGGGCACUACAGUCUGAGCAUAAACAUUCGAGGUCACAAGGGAACUAUGCAUUUAAGACUGCCUUAUUUAAAUAUUUGUAAUAUUACAUCACCCAAUUCUAAGUUUGGAAAAAGAAGAAGAAGCAAAAGAUUUAGUAGAUAGAAAAAUAAAAGAAGUCUGACUAAUUUAUAUAUUUAAA